UAAACAAUAUAAUUAACAUAGUUACACUGUUGGUUAUUUAAGACUCCCUGUAGCAGGUAAUUAAGAGUGUCUGUGAUGACAUACCGCUAUCACUGGGCAGCCCUGACCUGUCCUGCCCACGCGCUGAGGUAACUCUCAGCUUAACUCGCCUUUCCAGUCUCGUUGUUUAAAAAUGGGAACUAAAAUUAGAGCAGAGAUUAUAUACUGGUACAGGACACAAUAUAUAAAUAUAGUAGUAAGGGAUAUGUUUCAAUUAUAAUGCGAUGUAGUUAGGAUAUACUGCAUUAGGAAAUAUGUUGAAGAAAAAACAUCUAAACAUAAAAAAUGGAGCAAGUUAGAAAAAGUGAAACAAAAAAGGUUAAUAAUAAUGCAUAGAAAUCGAGCCUUAUUUAAACUGCACAGCAAACAAUAUAAUAAGGAUGCAGUAUAUAGCUUAGUAUUACAUGUAAGCAGCUGGCGGUAGAAGUUCCAUGUUUAAUGAGGGCGCUGUUUAUCUUGGGCCCAGAUUAGCAGUGUGUGAGGGUGCAUGUCGCAGUGGAGCAGAGACGGCAGCAGUUGUUUAAGUAUGGCUCAACCAAAAGUCAGAUAAGUGAAGAACAGAUCAAAUUGUGAAUAUAAGAUGGCAGCAGUGUGAACAGCAUUUACUCACCAGAUGGCAACACGUACCUUCCUACAUUUACACCAUAGAUGGCAGCAUAUGGAAUUCUGUCACUAGAUGGCAGGGUGGCAUAGUCUCUCGGGAUAUUUGUAUUAUCGCCCAGGAGGAGCAUUUGGUCGUAUAAAGCCAAAGAAGCGUUAUUGGUAUGUUUUUGAUGACAGCCAAGGAAAAUUGCUGUGCUUUAAAAAUGCAAACGAGGCAAAAAAGAGCAAACCCACUGAUAGCGUUGAUAUAAAAGAUGCCACCAUCUCUCUGAGUUUAGAUCAGAAUAAUCAGUUUAUUGUUAGCAUUGAGGGCAAAGAGUUCUACCUUACAGCUGACAACCAUGAGUCUAUGAUGAUAUGGCUGCUGGGUCUUCAGGCCAAGAGAGACAGUUAUGUGAAGAGAGCGCUUCGAGAGUCCAGCUCUGACAGCGUCAGUGAUGGGGAAGCAUGUGGCAGAGAAAGGAGUCUCUCAGAAAGCAAGUCUUUGGUGAAUGACAUGGAGACGACUCACUCCUCUGUUGUGAGGUGUUCCUCCAUGAGGGAAAGAAGAGAUGUGUUCCGCCUGAGGUUCCAGAGGUUUGGUACCAUAGACACAGGAUAUGGAGAGGAACGCCAGUUUGCAGUGCCACCAUUGUUGUCCCCAGAUGCACACAGUUUGACUGCACCAUCGUUUCAGCUGACUUCUUCAGCAUCGUCUGCUUCUAGAAAAUGGAGCAGCGGAGCCAGUGGGGAGAGUGACGAUGCUUUUCUGCACACGGAGGAUGCUGGGAUAGCUAGAGAGGGCAGGCAUAGGCAAGGGAGUGAGAGAAGUGCCAGUGGUUCCAGCGACUCUGCCAUUGACUCAGACAGAAGAGUGACGGAGCUGGAGAGAGAGCUGAUGAAGGUCAAGGCAGAGCUUGCCUGUUCCUUAAACCAGGAGAGCAAGCUGAGGGAGGCACUGGAGAGGAAAGACGCUGCCAGACUGGAAGUUGUGCAAGAGGUGACUGCUGACAAUGAGAAAGGGAAGAGUUCUAAGCCUGAUGCCAAGCUCCAGGAGAAGACAAGGGUGCUGCAGAACCAGAACCGGUUUCUGAACGAGGAGGUAAAAAAACUGGGGAACCUCAGGCAGCUUGAGAGGGAGAAAUUUCAGGACCAGGAGAAAAAAAUCCACUGCCUUGAGGCAGAGAUAGACCAAUGGAAGAGGGACUAUUUGUUUGUGCUCCAGUCUACCAUUAGGAUGCCUGACGGGGACUUGGUGGAGGAAUAUGAAGUAAAACUGUAUGGAGGAGACAGGCAUCAAGUGAGACUGAGGCAGUUGCUGGAUGAGGCACAUAAAUCUAAUCCCAGUCUGCCCUCUUAUGACAGGCUCCAAGAAGGCGAGGCCCACAUAGACAGCUACGGUUUUAAGCAGAGACCAGAAAACGACAGUCUCAUCCAGCACUUUGUGUGCACGCAGCUGUACCAGCACUACUGCCACCAGUUACAGUCUUAUGAACAGCACCAGCAGGCCUGGAGAGACUACCUUAAGCUGCACAGACACAGCCUGACCAAAACUAAAGAGUUGAAGACCCUGUGUAGGGCAGGUAUUCCUCCCCAGCACAGAGCCGAGGUGUGGACUCAGCUAAUAUAUAACCAGGUGCAAGACCUGGUCAAGACCAAGGGACCCCAUUAUUACCAGAAUGUCUGUAAUAUGAUGCCAGAUUCUGUGAAUGCUAACAGGUACCUGAGACAAAUAUCUCUGGAUUUAAUGAGGACAAUGCCCAACAACAUCCACUUCAGCAGUCCCACAUCAGAUGGGAUAAAGAAGAUGCGGGAGGUGCUCCAAGCCUUCUGCGUCCACAAUCCUCAGCUAGGGUAUUGCCAGGGGAUGAAUUUCAUUGUUGGGAUGGCUCUUCUGUUUAUGGAGGCCGAAGAUGCUUUCUGGACCCUGGUGGCCAUCACAGAGAAGUACUUCAGUCCAAACUACUUUGACCACAACUUGGUGGGGGCUCAGGCAGACCAGGAGGUGCUGAAGGAGUUCCUGAGAGAGAAGCUACCCCAACUUUGGCAGCACCUGGAGGAGCUGGACAUAGAGAUCAGUACCGUCACACUCAACUGGUUUCUGCCCAUCUUCUUUGACGCUGUGCCCUUUGAGACUCUGCUGAGAAUCUGGGAUUGCUUUCUUCUGGAAGGACCCAAGGUGUUGUUCCGUUUUGCACUUGCCAUUCUUAAAAUUCACGAGUCUUCAGUUGUGCAAAAAACUGAGACCAUCUCCAUCAUGAGACACUUGAAAGCCUGUGCCAAGUUGACCUUUGACAUUGAAGGGCUAGUCAAGACUGCAUUUGAGGACCUAAAUCCAUUUCCUCGAAGGAAAGACAUCACAUCCAAGCAGGCGUACUAUGUGAACAUAUUGAAGGAGAAGGUGAAGAAGAGAGAGAAGCAACAGCGGGCAUUCCUGGAGAGAGAAAGAAUGUUUGAAGAUCUGGACCUAUACUCUUCAGGGAAGAGAGCCCUCAUAGAAUGUGCUGUACAUUUCCAGGAAGAAACAAAGGGACCAGCCUUAUCUGUCCCUACAAGUCCUACCAAACUGGACAAUGUGAUCUUUUUUUCAUGA
Messenger RNA from Lingula anatina, 3214 nucleotides. RefSeq lists its product as uncharacterized. Gene Ontology annotation, biological process: regulation of GTPase activity. Lineage: Eukaryota; Metazoa; Brachiopoda; Lingulata; Lingulida; Lingulidae. Gene Ontology annotation, molecular function: GTPase activator activity; small GTPase binding. The record is from RefSeq and is a predicted model, not a curated record.